This is a messenger RNA of Lathyrus oleraceus (garden pea), 1721 nucleotides long. RefSeq names its product E3 ubiquitin-protein ligase RGLG3. The coding region runs from base 184 to 1446 and encodes 420 amino acids. Gene Ontology annotation, molecular function: ubiquitin-protein transferase activity. NCBI's taxonomy places the organism in Eukaryota, Viridiplantae, Streptophyta, Magnoliopsida, Fabales, Fabaceae. The transcript is spliced from 12 exons. The record is from RefSeq and is a predicted model, not a curated record. Gene Ontology annotation, biological process: protein ubiquitination. Gene Ontology annotation, cellular component: nucleus.
UGCACGCAUCAAAAUAAAAAAGCCACCACGUUUAACAACAAAGCAUACACAAAUAAAUACAAAAACAUUUAUAAUAUAGUAUUCAAUUUCAAAGAACCAAGAACCUAUUGCUAAUUACUUUUCUGUUUUCUCAAACGUGAAAUCGAUUUUGUGUUCAGAAGCACUUCCACUAAGGUUUGUAAUAUGGGAAAUACAGAAUCAAUGUCUGAAUCUCAGAAUGAAUUUUACUAUCAACACCCUCCUGCUAAUUACGAUGGGAGUUCUGUGAGUAAUAGCUAUCAGCAACCUUCUUAUGAUGGAAGUUUAGAUAAUGAUCAACCCUCUUCUUAUGCUGCUACGAGUUCGGCGAAUACUCGCCAUCGUCGGGACCUGCAACCAACCUAUAUAGCUGACAAUUUCAGCUCAUUGGAACAGGUUGUUUCUGCUCUGAGAGAAGCUGGUUUGGAAUCGUCGAAUUUAAUACUUGGUAUUGAUUUCACAAAAAGCAAUGAGUGGACAGGUAAGUACGCAUUUCAUCGGAAGAGUCUUCAUCAUAUCGGAAGCACUCCUAAUCCGUAUGAGCAAGCAAUAUCGAUAAUUGGGCGUACACUGUCUACUUUUGAUGAAGAUAAUUUGAUACCGUGUUUCGGGUUUGGUGAUGCUUCUACACACGAUAAGAAUGUGUUCAGUUUUUAUCCGGGGAGUAGAGUCUGUCAUGGUUUUGAGGAAGUACUUGCACGCUAUAGACAGAUUGUUCCACUCUUGAAACUGUCAGGGCCAACAUCAUUUGCCCCUGUAAUUGAUGCGGCAAUUGACAUUGUGGAAAGUAACAACGGUCAAUAUCAUGUUCUUGUCAUUAUUGCGGAUGGCCAGGUUUCUAGAAAUCCUGGUACACCGCGUGGGAAGCUUAGUCCGCAAGAACAGGCAACGGUUAGUUCCAUAAUUGCUGCAAGUCAUUAUCCUCUCUCCAUUAUUUUGGUUGGAGUUGGAGACGGACCAUGGGAUGAGAUGAAGCACUUUGAUGAUAACAUUACUGGACGCUUAUUUGACAACUUUCAGUUUGUAAACUUCACAAAAAUCAUGUCUGAGAAUACGGAAGCAUCCAAGAAGGAAACAGCAUUCGCACUUGCUGCCCUUAUGGAGAUUCCAUUUCAGUACCGAGCCGCUCAAAAUAUACAACUUUCCAACGAACAUGUUCGGCGUCAACAUAAAAGGCCUCUCCCUCCACCGAAGGAAGUAAUAGAUCACGAUAAUGCAUUCACAGAGACUCCACGCGUGACAAAUUUCGAUUCGGUUGAACCAGCAGCUCCAGCCAGUGCCGAACCAGUAUGCCCUAUUUGCCUCACCAAUCCGAAGGACAUGGCUUUCGGAUGCGGUCAUACUACAUGCAAGGAGUGUGGAGCUACAUUAUCUUCAUGCCCUAUGUGCAGGCAACAAAUUACAACUCGCUUGAGAUUAUACACUUAAGUCAAAUUUCUUGCUAAUUUAUUCUAUAACAUUAUAUUACCGCAGUUGAUGGAUAAUUAAUAGUAAACAGUAUAGUACCAUUAUUUCUUUACAAUUCAGCCUAACAAUGAGAUGUAUAGAAAUGUUGAGUGUAAAUGUAAUGCUUGUAGAUUAUUUUUGUACCCAAAAAUUAUGUUCAUUAUUUUUAAGUGUAUAGAAUAAAACUAACCCAAAAAGCUUCUCUAACGGUGCUAUACAUUUAGAAAUUCUGAAUUUUAUCUUAAAUUUGAGAGUCA